GUCCUGCCUGGGGAUAUAGCCACGCCCACCAGUAAUGGGCGUGUCCUGACACUAUAAAUACUCUCUUCCCCCGGGGUCCCAGCUUCAGUGGGUCGGUGACAUCUGAUUCCUGGGGGAACCGGGGCCGUGCUGUAUCCCUGCUACUAAGAUCAGCAGCCGCCAUGUCUGUGUCUCACAGUUCCAGACUCAACAAGGGGGUAAGGGAGCAGUACAUGAAGUUGCCCCAGGGGGAUCAGGUCCAAGUUACAUACGUAUGGAUCGAUGGGACUGGAGAAGGUGUCCGCUGCAAGACCAAGACCCUGGACUAUGAACCAAAAUCUGUAGAAGAGAUCCCAGAAUGGAAUUUUGAUGGUUCGAGCACCUACCAAGCCGAAGGCUCAAACAGCGACAUGUACCUCGUCCCUGUGCAGAUGUUCAGAGAUCCAUUCUGCCUUGACCCCAACAAGCUGGUCAUAUGUGAAGUCCUAAAGUACAACCGGAAACCAGCAGAAACCAACCUACGUCUCACCUGUAAGCGGAUUAUGGACAUGGUAUCUGACCACGUCCCAUGGUUUGGCAUGGAGCAAGAAUACACAUUACUCGGCAUCAAUGGACACCCAUAUGGAUGGCCAGAAAAUGGCUUCCCUGGACCACAAGGACCCUACUAUUGUGGUGUUGGAGCUGACAAGGUAUAUGGCCGUGAUAUCGUAGAGUGCCACUACAAGGCCUGUCUGUAUGCCGGAAUCAAAAUCUGUGGCACCAAUGCAGAAGUUAUGCCAUCCCAGUGGGAAUUCCAGGUUGGCCCUUGUGAAGGCAUCGACAUGGGAGACCAUCUCUGGAUGGCCCGAUUCAUUCUCCAUAGAGUGUGUGAAGAUUUUGGUGUGGUGGCAACUCUAGACCCCAAACCCAUGACUGGCAACUGGAAUGGAGCUGGAUGCCAUACAAACUACAGCACUGCAGCCAUGAGGAAGGAGGGCGGCCUAAAACACAUUGAAGAUGCCAUUGAAAAACUAGGCAAACGUCACGAUUACCACAUAUGCGUGUACGACCCCCGUGGAGGAAAGGAUAACUCCCGCCGUCUGACCGGUCAGCAUGAAACCUCCAGCAUCCAUGAAUUCUCGGCCGGCGUUGCCAACCGCGGCGCCAGUAUUCGAAUCCCCCGCCAGGUCGGACAGGAAGGAUUCGGCUACUUCGAAGAUCGUCGGCCAGCUGCGAACUGCGACCCGUAUGCUGUUACCGAGGCCCUUGUGAGGACGACCAUCCUGAACGAGACCGGCAGUGACACCAAAGACUACUUGAAGAAUUAAACUGGGGGCUGGAUCCGCCAAGAAGAUUCCAUCCGUCGCGUUUCUUCCGUCUCACAGGAGUUCUUUUUAAAGAAAUGUUUGUUUUUAUUGUCUACACUAGAGACUUCUAAAGUUCCUUCCGGUUUGGAAGGGUUAAGGGGGCAUUACCCAGACUGUAGAUAAGGGAUUAAUCCCCCUAUAGUUCCUCUAUCUACAGAAAGGUUUCCUUUCCGAACAGCUGUUGUCUUGGUGCCAUAUUUACUGCACUUCAUAUUGAUAUCCAAUGUUAUAAACCACAGGGGCCACAACCUGCAGGCAGUGUAAAGAGGAUAGAUAUUGGGGUAUCCUGCAUUAGGAGAUGGGGAUCCUAAAUAACUUCCCUAUGGGGAAACUGAGUCCUUUGCAACUGUGGGGGGUCAUGGUUAGGAAUCUGCAGCUUCUUUUAAUUGUGACUGUUCUUUGUUUUUAUUGUUAAAAUGAUGAAUAAAUGAACUACAUGGGUUGUA
This is a messenger RNA of Hyla sarda, 1771 nucleotides long. RefSeq names its product glutamine synthetase. The record is from RefSeq and is a predicted model, not a curated record. The transcript has 7 exons. NCBI's taxonomy places the organism in Eukaryota, Metazoa, Chordata, Amphibia, Anura, Hylidae. Gene Ontology annotation, cellular component: cytoplasm. Bases 162 to 1286 code for a protein of 374 amino acids. Gene Ontology annotation, molecular function: glutamine synthetase activity.